This is a messenger RNA of Aegilops tauschii subsp. strangulata, 1320 nucleotides long. RefSeq names its product F-box protein At3g07870-like. NCBI's taxonomy places the organism in Eukaryota, Viridiplantae, Streptophyta, Magnoliopsida, Poales, Poaceae. The record is from RefSeq and is a predicted model, not a curated record. Gene Ontology annotation, molecular function: protein binding.
AUGGAAUCUGUCGCGGUGGAUAUUCUGCAGGAGAUCCUGCUGAGGCUUCCGACGAGGGACGCCGCCCGCUGCUCCUGUGUGUCGAGGCUCUGGCGGCACGCCGUCAUCGACCCCUCCUUCCGCUCCCUCCACGCCAGGGCCAGGCAUGUCGUCUCCGGGGCCGGCGCAGAGGCCCUGCUCGUGUCGGAGAUCCGCACUCCGGGCAAACCCCUCGAGGCGACUGUCUUCAUGGCCUCCUCCGGGAAGGCUAUGUGCCGCCUCCCCCACCUUGCCAGCGGAUACAACCUCGUCAACGCCUGCAAUGGCUUCCUCCUCCUUGCGUGCGGCGCCAAGAAUUCUCCCGUGUUCGUGUGCAACCCGGUCACCGGCGAGAAGCUGGAGAUCCCGCCGCCGCCUGACACGACCUUCACCCACUGGCGCAUGUACGCCAUGGGGUUUAGCCCGUCUACCCAGCAAUACAAGCUUUUCCGGUUCUCCUACACGGCUGAGCCCGAGGUCAUCCACUUGGACGUGUGUACCUUAGGCGACGGCCGCGGGUGGCGCCCGCACCCGUACCUUAUCCGCUGCAGCGCAGUAUAUGGCCUCUACUCGUCGCCGCGCGUGCUCGUGGACGGCAGGCUGUUUUGGGUGGUGCAACGUUCAGGGCGUGUCUUGGGGCCGCCCGACAGGAUACUUGUGAUUGACGUGGCAAGCGAGACACAUGGCACAUACUGCCUCCCGGAUAAGCAUACACAGGGGAAGGGCGCGGUGGUGCACACCUUGGAGCUGCGUGGGCGGCUUUGUGUCGUCGUGCAUGUCGGAGAUCAACUUCAUUUUCGGAUCAUGCAUCGGUUAGGUCCACGGCUCCACGGCAUGGACCACGAGUGGUAUCCUAUGUGGAAAUUGCGUUACACGUUUUCCAUGGAUGUAUAUGGCAAUGACCAGGCGAGUGGCGCCUGGUUUAACGACGCCGACGGGUUGUUGUGCUACGGGUUGAACGAUCGUCUCUACAUGUACGACACAACCAAGAAUAAGAAGAAGCCACAGCAAGCUUGUGUACGGGACAACCAAUUUUUCAUGCCGGCUACUCAAUUGUUGGGCGAUGACCUGCGUUGGAAUGUGUACGGCGGUUACCGUCCCAGCCUAGUCUCGCCCCAUCUUGCCUUUGAGCCCAAGUCCACGGGCUCCCUUCAGCACUAUGAUGUGCAGGAACACUUUGAGCAUUCCUUAUUACAUACGGUGGGGUGCCAAAAAACAUCCAAAAAAAGACACUCUACAAGUUGCCCACGCAACGACAUGGAUGUCCAGCGUGCUGCCAAGAGGGCUCGUGAGACGGGAUGA